Molecule: messenger RNA, 646 nt
Organism: Culex pipiens pallens (northern house mosquito)
Lineage: Eukaryota; Metazoa; Arthropoda; Insecta; Diptera; Culicidae
Exons: 3
Coding region: 133-561 (142 amino acids)
Cellular component (GO): mitochondrion
Source: RefSeq, a predicted model, not a curated record
CCCGGCUGUAGUAGAUGACCUUGGGUUCCAGAACGACCCAUCGGGGCGGUCGCUGGAUGGCCACGAAGCGGGGUGCACAGAUCGACGCUGGGCCAACCGUUGGGCACUGAGGCAUGCAGAAUCUCAACAGAUAUGAAUUCAAUUCCGAGAUUUUUAAUCAAAUAUUCCAUUGGUCCACCCGUGUCAAUUUAUCAAAAUCUCUACGCCACCAAGCCAGCCGCCUCGUACAAGAACCCGGAAUACUUCUCCUAUCACAACUACACCUUCUACAACCUGGCGAUGGCCAUGCAGUGUAUGUACCAGCCCCAGCCGAGUGCCCUGGAGGAUCGAGACCUGGCCGAGCAGACCACCAAGAGUUGUUACGUCGUGGAGGUAAAGCCGUGGGACGAUGGAUCGGGAAAGAAGAAUCCACCACCGAGUUGUGUGGAGGACGAUUGUGGGGAGGACUCCAAGGAGGGGAAGGGUGAUGGCGAAGCUCGGGACGAGAAAUCAGUUUGCCAAGAAGCUAAGAUUGAAGAAAGACCGAAAUGUGGUUCUGACAAGAGUGAGACGAAAAAUUGAAAAAUCCAAGAAAAAUCCUAUUAAAUUUAUUGGGUUAGCUACAAAAUAUAUUUGAUAAAAUAAACUAAACUCGAAAAAGACCAGA